This is a messenger RNA of Paramuricea clavata, 169 nucleotides long. Lineage: Eukaryota; Metazoa; Cnidaria; Anthozoa; Malacalcyonacea; Plexauridae. The record is from the annotation of a GenBank genome assembly.
AGCUCUGAGAGAUGGCCAGUGGGACUUACAUCUGUAUGCUUUUCAAGAAAUGCUACCAUUCUUCCAUCGGUAUGACCAUACAAACUAUGCAAGAUGGUGUCCUGUUUACUUUGCACAGAUGAAGCAGUUGCCAGCUGAAGUACAAGCAGAAUUUGAUUGUGGUAACUGG